GCGGGGCGCAGCUCCCCAGCCCGGUGUUUCUGCCACCUGCCUGCAGCCCCUGAUUUCCCGCUGCAGCCUCACCAGGCCCAGGAGCGUCUGGGGGGACGAGGAGGAAACCGAGGGGUCACUGGACUCUGUUAAUUCAAUACGCCUGAAAAGUAGCUAGAGAAGAGGUCGCACACCUGCGGAGACCCACAGCCUGGGUAGCUGAAGGAGAUUCGGGAUGGUGCCAGCACAUUGUUUGCUGCCUGGCACGGGUCUCCAGGAGGUCAUUGAUCUAACCAGGGAGGACGAGCGUUCAGAAGCAGCAGUGCAGGAUGACUUCACUGUGAUUGACUUGACCAAAGUGGAGGAGGAGCAUCCAGCCAACUUCCCCCUGGCUGGUGCUGGCGCUGCUGCCGGCAUGGAGUGCGCGUCGCCUCCCAGCCUGCCUGCCCUCGUGGACAUAAAGCGUGAAAGGAAAGAGGUGGCAGACCGAGGCCUUGGUGACCCGUGGGACCAAGGCCAUGAAGAGAUAAAAGGCACCCACUUAGAAGGCUGCGUCUCCCCCGUCUCCAGCUGCACGCACUCCGUCUGCGGCCCAGAGCUCAGCAGCAGCAGCACCACUAUUAACAGCGACCUGGGCUCCUUGGCCAGCCUCCCGCUGGACUCGGACGUAUUCUCCUCCUCUCCAGCCAGCAGCAGCACAUCCUUGGACUGCUCCGCCGCAGAAUCUCACAGUAGCUGCCAGCAACAGGAAGGCCCAGAACACCUACCCACCGCCCCUGCUCAGAGACAGUCCCCGGGUCUCUCCAGCUGCCCCCCAACAAGUACCCCCAGGUCUCCAGAGCAGCCUUUGCUGGAGACAAGUAACCCAAUGCUGACUGCCGCGAAGCAGGAGCCCCCCGAGCCGGCCAAACUGCGGCCUGUCAAUAAGGCCUGGCUUCAUAAACUGCAGUACUUCAGGAGGACUCCGGUGCAUCACCUCUUCUUCCAGGGAGUGGUGCAGGAUGAGGAAAGCCGCCAGAACGCACACCUGAGGGCACAGCCCAUCCCCAGCAGAAAAUUGAGCAUGGUGUCCACCACCAUGGAGGAGAAUUUCCCCAAGGGGACCUUGCAGUUCCUAACAGACUUUGUGUCCUGCCACCAUUACCCUCCAAAGGAGAUUGUCUCCCAUGUGAUCAGGAACAUCCUGCUGAGCUCAGAGACUGGGGAGAUGCUGAAGGAUGCCUACAUGCUGCUGAUGAAAAUUCAAACGCUUCAUCCGGCUACCACCACAAUGGUGGGAUGGGACUGGGAGCUGCUACGGUAUGUCAUGGAAGAACAGGAGGAGAUGCUCCCUGGGCGCUUUCUGUUCCUGCAGUAUGUGGUGCAGACCCUGGAGGACGACUUCCAGCUGAACCUGAGGCUACGCUUCCUGCAAAAAUCCAUUGCCAAGGAGGUGCUUUCCUGUGACCGGUGCUUCAGCAACGUCACGGAAGUGAUUGAGUGGCUGGUUGCUGCGGUUACUGGACUUGGAUUUUCCCAGCCCCGAAAGCAGCAGCAGAAGAAAGCAGCAUGUCCCUCAUCAGAAACUGACAGUAGCAUCUCCUUACCUGGGCCAGACUCCGCACCGAAUGACAGUGAAACUGGGCAGGCAGAGGCCGUCCUACCAGCUUUCCUUUCCCAAAAGGUGGUGCUGCUUCUCCAGAGGAUGCUGUCCAUAGCUGUAGAGGUGGACAGGUCUCCCAAUUGUAGUACCAAUAAGAUUGCCAAUGUGAUAUUUCUAUACUUGGUGAACAUUCCUCUGAGGAGCCAAAGGGAGGCUUUCUUAAACACCAUGGAGAGCCAGCUCCUGCGCUGCAAAGUGCUGGAGCUCCUGCUCCACCACAGCUGUGCCAUACCAGCCUCCUUGCCCUUGUCUCUCAACAAGAUCCUGCAUUUCCUGAGCCGCCAUUCUCUGCCGCUGCAGUAUCAGGACCAUGAAGUAACAUGGCAGAGAUGGGAUGAGACGCUUCAGGACUUGAUUUUACUGUUGACAAGUUACCGCAACGUUGUGCUGGGGCACUUAAGAAGUUCACUCAGUGAGCGGAUGGAUUUAAUCAUUUCAAAUGCCAAACCUCAGCUACAGGAUAACGACAGCAUCACCACAGUGGACAUUGAGCUGCAUGUCAAGGAUUUCAGCAACCGGCUGCUGCAGAUCCUGGGGAAGCCCCUUCCCCUGCAGAUCAAGGACAAGGUGUGCAUGCUUCAAGAGCUGCUGCUCACCGCUGCUGCCACCACCUGACAGGAAAAGGAUGCUCCUGAGGGAGCUGUGGACCUGGCUUUCAGUGCCAGGUAGCAGCCUGGUCAAACAUCAGUUACCCACUAUUCAGUUCUGUUCAUACAGUUGUGUGGACCUAGGAGUCUCAUACCCUCCUCUCAAAUCUGCUUCUCCGUGUGCAAUCUGUGUAUAGAUUUUUUUCAAUUAAAUUAUUUUCCUGGUUGAUGAGGUUCUUUCCUCAAGGUGCCAGUAACAAUCUAGCCAAUGCUCUGCUUCUGAGCCCUGCAGCUGUAUUCAAAAGAUGGCACCACCUCAGAAAGUGCAGGUUGUCCUACUCAGAAGGGGGGAAGUACUUGAAGCUUGCAUAGUUCAGUUUUAGUUGGCUAUCCAAGUCAAGCAAGAGCUUGGCAUGGGCAGCAUAUGGAAUAGCACAAGCAUCGUAGAUGCUGCAGCCUGAAAGUCUUUCAGCAGCAGCUAUAUUUUGAUUCCUGUACUGCACUCAGUACUGUGGUCUCUAACCAUGUAAGCUCUAACUGAACAAGUGAUUAACAGAGGAAGUGCUGUCACUCUUGCAGAGCCAUUCCUUUAGCAGGCUACUUCUAUCCAGCUGUGUGAUCACUAUGUCCUGGAUAGCUGCUUCACUCUAUAGACCAAGGGUGGCCAAACUUACUGACCCUCAAAGUCACAGACUAUAAUCUUCAGAAGUUUGAGAGCCAGGCGCACCUGCCAGGGCUCAGAGCUUCUCCCCUGUGGCAGCAGGUAGGGCUAGGGGCUGAAGCCCUGAGCCCCUGCAGGCACCUCCCCCAGGGCUGUAACCCCUAGACCCACCCCCUCCCCACAGGGCAGAAGCCCCUAGCACCCACCCAGUCUGAUAGGUGGAGAAUGUUAGUUAAGUAGCCUCUCACUGAUUGGAAGCUUUUCCUAUCAACCCUCUAUCCCCACAUAGUACAGGAGAGUUCUCAAAACAUGCCAGAGCAGUUAACAUGUCCUGCCCACUAGAGGACUAAGCUAUGCCUCCCUCAGGGUCACCUCUGCUUCACAGCAUCUAUUCCUCAAGGGAGCUAGUUCUGGGUUGCAGUAUUCAAAGAUAGCUAGCUGUCUUGUAGCCACAAGUCCUGCCCUGACAGUAACUGCUGAGCACAGGAUGCAAGUUUGUAUUAGGCAUAUGGAAUUUAGGACUAAAGCUUCAGGUAAAGCAAAUUGGUGACAAACUAGUUACAAUAUACUUCCUCUAGAGAUGAGCUGACCUAGAAAGCGAUGCUAAGACUGGAAAAUUCUCUCUUCCUUCCCCCGUCCCCUUUCAGAGUGGCUUUAUUCCCUGCAGUCAAGGAGUCAGGAAGCACACCUUGCUCUGAAGUGGUUGAGGCAGACCCAGGAACUAGGGAAGAGAGACUGGACAGUUUAGUGUUUCAGAACAAUCUGCAUGGCUCUCUCCCACUUAUAUGGCACCACUAUCCUAUCUGAACACCGCCCCCUCUAUGGGAUUUACCCUCAUAACUCCCCUGUGAUGCAGUGUACAAACCCCACACUGGGAUGGAAGGGGUUAAAGGACUAUACUGGGCCCAGCUAGCCCUGCCCCUCCAGCCCUGCUGAGCAUACUGUAGCUGGAGACAGGAUUAAAAAGGGGCCCAGCUCAGAGGGGGCAGGCUGGGGAGGAGUGCAGACCUACCCUACAGGCUCCUGCCAAAGGAGAUGGGUUGUGUGUUCAGCCCAGCUAGGGCCGACUGUUUGUGUUUCUGGUCCCAAUGAGGAAAAAGGAAACUAGAGAGCAGUGCUGGGAAGUGACUCAGGAAGGGCACCACAGAAGGUCCACAUUCCUUACCCCAGAGGUCAACACUGCUGACCCUCCCAGGGCCAUGGGGCAGAGCCCAGGCUCCCCUACCACUGCCCCAGUCCCUGGCUGAGUGGACACUAACCACUAAACCACCACGCCCACCAAGGACCCUACUACAAGCCCUCUACAGCAGGUGACACUGGUGCUAUUUGCUUUUUGUACUAUAGUCCUGGUCAACAAUGUAGCUAGACCAGUCACAUUUCACUUUCCAUUUCAUGCACACUAAAAAGGACAGCAAGCAUAAGCUGAGUUUUCCUACCUACUGUGCAGUGACUAGGUCUGUAGACACUGUCACUCUUGCCCCUCUAAAAGCCAGGGCACUUAGUUUAGUAGGGGUCUAUGAGCCUGCCUUUUAGGGACCCAGCCUUGCCAGUUUUGAAGAGCAAGUUAAGGGCAGGAGUGGUACCUGAAGCCCUGUGAUGCUCUUACAAUAGAAAUGUAUGGUUUUUUACAUUCAUCUGUGUUGAAAGAUCUGCAGAAAUAACCUCCUGCACCAGAGACAAUGAAUGAAUGCGUCAACAAUACCUGGAAAUAAACAUGGGGGAGAGGGGGAAGAGUUCUGCUCUUCCAGCAUAGUACACCAAAAGCAUUUUCUAAUUAUGAGUACAUGAUUACUCCAGGUGGGAAGCACAUUUGUUUAAGAGCAACAGCAAGUACACGCAUGCCCCUUCUCCAGAACUUGAAGUUGGUCUUUUAGGUGACAUUUCCCAGCUUUGGUCUCUGCCUAGAGGUGAUGAGCUGGAGGAAGCGAGCACAAACAGCUCAACUAUUUGAGUAGAAGAAAAGUGGUUUCUUUUUGCAAUUCUUUCUUUGCUUCCUGCUCCCAGAUUAAAAAUAUCUUGGGAAUCCAACAGCCAAGCUAUUGGGAGUAGAGUUCACAUCAACAGGGUGAAAGAGCUAUAGCAAAGACCCUGCUAAAAACGGUCUGAUUUCAUCGAGUUUUAACUGUUCAAUUACAAUUGUAAACUUCAUUGUACCUCUUCAAAGUGUAAUAUUCAGUUCAAAGUGAGUGCUACUCAAGGAAUGUUGUCUAUGCACACAGCUAACUGCAUACUGAACAAUGCAGGGAAGAGACACCCUUUUGUGUACCCUGUUAGCUGUGGAGGGCAGGGUACGCAGUGCAUCAAGCCACAUGCUUCAGUGUUUCCUUUUCUUUUUAAAAGAAAAAAAAAAAAAAAAAACAGUCACAGCUAAAUGAGAGAGGCAAGAUUACAUGUGUACCGCACUGCUGCCACACAAACUGUUUUAUAGCCUUAGAUAACCAUCUAGUAUAUUUCCCAGGAGGUUGGCUACACACUUACUGAAACUGUGAGAGCCACAUUAUUCCCCAGGCAUGGGGAAAAUGACCAUUUACCUGCCCGGGAGCUGCACAUCAUCCAAGUACAGCUUAAGAAAGUGAGGAAAUCCCCCACCAAUGACUUUCCAUUGGCUCUGGUUUCAUGAGCACUUCUAUUCAUUAAGUUCUGUAAUAAUAGCACCCCCUCCCUUAGAGCCCAGACUAAGCACCAUUAUCUUCCUUUCAAGAAAGGACAGUACAAAGCAAUGGACUUUGUAAUGCAAAAAAAAAAAAAUGCUACUGUGACCAAACUUGUGCCUACAUGUCACAGAUUAAACAGCGAAGCGUUAAUGAGUUACUCAGCGAGGAGCAGAGAGCCCUGUGGAGAUCAGAUUUGUUCCUGUUUCCUUCUGGCACUUCAUCUGCUGUGCUGCUGCAAGAACCACCACAGAUCUCCAUUCACAAGGGCUUUUAUUCUCUUGUAACAGUUAGGCACAUUUUUUUUUAAAAAGGACAUGAGCACAAACAGCACAAAUAAAUUAAUGGAAGCCAAAGAAGUCUGAUUACCACUGAUCACACACACUUCCAAUCCAUAAUGACAACUGAUUACUAGGGUAGGAGUCCUUGGUGCUACCAAUGCAACACGUGACAGGUGUUGCCAUUAGUGAAGAAGUUUGAAAUGAAGCUGUGCUACAAAGCACGUUUCUUCAAAGAGGGGGACAUGAGCUAACCACUGCAGUAUGGUCAGGAUAUAGCCUCUCUGUGGAGUUCCAAGGAAAGACAUUUCACUGUAAGAGGCUUUUAACACGGGCUGCAACAAGAUUGGGCCUUACAUGCCAUCUGACUGCUACAAUGACCACUAUGGAAAGGACAGUUCAGGCCAGUGCCUGUCAAGGAAUCUAAAGACUCUGGAGUGACCAGUUUGCCACAGGACAAGUAUGGAGAUGUCACACUAAGCCACCUUCCUUUGCUUGGUGAAUUAGAGGCUGCUUAAAAGUUUCUUCCCCACUUCUGUGGAGGAAGAGACAUGAAGGCGCAUGUUGACUGGUCCCCAUGAAUGUGUAUAAAUCUAGGCUAAGAAAAAUAUUAAGUCUUACCAGAGCACAGGAGGAACGUUUAAGAUCAAAUUCUCCCUUAGUCCCCCUCAAUGCCUGCAAGCAUGAAUCCGAUGUUGAGAAGUAAAGAUCCUACGAAGAGGGACUGUCCACGUCCCUUUCUCUCACUGCUACAUCCCCUCCACCUCUUACAAGAUGCAACUAGAACUCCAAAACAAAGCCCUAGAGACAAAGUGCCACAUCAGCUGUAGUUCCAUUUGUGCUCCCCACUGAAAGCAGCAGAAUGGUGUCACCAUGCAAAGAUCUGAGAAGAGAAUGAAGGGUUUAGUUCAAGCCACGCUAGCUCUGGUCAUUUCCUCCUCUGGGCCCACUGGAAAAUUAAACCCUUUGACAGCAGAAGUAAAGGUUUCCCCCCUGCCACCAAGCACCAGUACAGAACUGUACAACAGAAUUUAACAGUAAGGGCCGAUCUUUAGAACGGUCACUGUUCAUGGACCAAUUACCCUUUAAACAAAGAAACUCAAAAAGAAAUAAACACUAGAUGUGGAACUACUAUAAGCUAACAUUGCAAAGCAAGGGAGCUAGAUGGUUACGUAAGGGAAUCUUGAUAGAGAACUUCAGGAAUGCUCCAAUUCUUGACAGGCUUGGCUGGACGUGUUUUGUCUCUAGCACAAGGCCACCGGCUGCUGGUGUUGUCUAUCCCCUAGAGAAAAGCAUGUUGUCCUUCUGGCGACUUGACCAGGGCACUGAGCAGAGGAGACCUAGAAGUCUAGAACAUAGCUGGGCAGGACAGCCCUCAGCACAGAGGUCUCCCAACAAGGUGGGGAAUUUUCAGGUUCUAGAGCAGUGCACAUCUCCCAGUGGAAUCUUGCUGUACAGAUAAAUAGAACUGCAACUGAUACAGGACGGUUUAUAUGGACUUGGUGCUAUUACAGAAACUUUCU
Messenger RNA from Dermochelys coriacea (leatherback sea turtle), 7321 nucleotides. RefSeq names its product SUMO interacting motifs containing 1 (gene SIMC1). Lineage: Eukaryota; Metazoa; Chordata; Testudines; Dermochelyidae. The record is from RefSeq and is a predicted model, not a curated record. Bases 215 to 2236 code for a protein of 673 amino acids. The transcript has 10 exons.